Anolis sagrei ordinatus is the source of this 3707-nucleotide messenger RNA. It is a transcript of the gene CDHR1, whose product is annotated as cadherin related family member 1. Gene Ontology annotation, biological process: cell-cell junction assembly; cell morphogenesis; calcium-dependent cell-cell adhesion. Gene Ontology annotation, molecular function: calcium ion binding; cadherin binding. The record is from RefSeq and is a predicted model, not a curated record. NCBI's taxonomy places the organism in Eukaryota, Metazoa, Chordata, Lepidosauria, Squamata, Anolidae. Gene Ontology annotation, cellular component: catenin complex; adherens junction; plasma membrane.
GAAAAUUAAGUCGUGUCAUCCACUUAACUUCUUAACAUCUGUUCCUACCUCUUGCGCAGCUCCCACCGUACAGGUCUGAAGGACAUUUCUUGCUCUGGAUCGGGGGCCGUAUUUUCCCCCCUUCCUCAAACUAAGAAGAGCUGGCCUUCAUUUUGGUGAAAUGAAGCAAGUAUGGCACCUCCACCCAUCUUUAUUUCUCAAUUUGAUGCAUAUUUGCUUGGCGCAAGCAAAUUAUGCUCCUUACUUCUUUGACAAUGGACCCAGCAGCACCAAUGGGAACAUGGCCCUUCUCAGCCUUUCAGAAGACACCGAAGUCGGUACUCAUGUAUAUACUCUAAAUGGAACUGAUCCAGAAGGUGAUCCUGUAACAUAUGGCAUGGCGUUUGAAGCUGGGUCAAGAAAUUACUUUGCCAUCAAUGCAAAUUAUGGAAAUGUUACGCUCAUCGAGGAGCUGGACCGAGAGAGAGAAGAUGAGAUUGAAGUUGUUGUCAGCAUUUCAGAUGGCUUAAGUACAGUGGCUGAAAAGGUCCGAAUACUAGUGACGGAUGCUAAUGAUGAGAGCCCAGAAUUUAUCAACACACCAUAUAUAGUCCAAGUUCCAGAGGACACUCCUUCAGGAAGCAGCAUAUUCAAGAUUGAAGCAGUAGAUAAAGACACAGGUUCAGGAGGAAGCAUUACCUACUUCUUACAGAACAUCCGUACAAAUAAGUUUACUAUAGAUCGUCACAGUGGUGUCCUUCGUAUCAAAUCAGGGGUCACUCUUGACUAUGAAAAAUCAAGAACUUAUUUCGUUACUGUGGUGGCAAAGGAUGGUGGAGGUAAGCUCCGUGGUCACAACAAGGUGUUUUCAGCCACAACCACAGUCACUAUCAAUGUGGAAGAUGUGCAGGAUACACCACCAAUGUUCAUUGGCACUCCCUAUUAUGGAUAUGUCUAUGAAGACACUCUGGCGGGUUCUGAGGUAAUAACAGUGGUUGCUAUUGAUGGUGAUCGAGGAAAACCUAAUGAUAUUCAUUACCAUAUUAUCAACGGAAGUGAAAGUUCAUUUGAAAUAAAUAAUACAACUGGUGCCAUUUCUGUUGUUAAACCUCCAAAUCAGCUGAAGAAAGAAGUAUAUGAACUAAAAAUUGAGGCCUCAGAAAUCAGCCCUGAAAAUGAAGAACCGACAUAUGCCUUCGCCGUAGUAACCAUAAGAAUUGUUGACCUCAACAAUCACCCACCAACAUUCUACGGAGAAAAUGGGAUACAGAAUAGAUUUGAACUCACAAUGUAUGAGCAUCCACCAGAGGGUGAGAUCCUGAGAGGUCUCAAAAUUACAGUAAAUGACUCUGAUCAGGGAGCAAAUGCUAAAUUCAAUCUCCGUCUUGUUGGGCCUGGUGGUAUUUUCCGAGUUGUCCCUCAAACGGUCCUUAAUGAAGCACAAGUCACAAUAAUAGUAGAAGACUCUGGUGCCAUAGAUUAUGAAAAGUUCCAGGUUUUCACCUUCAAGCUUCUUGCAAUAGAAGUCAACACACCUGAGAAGUUUAGUUCCACAGCUGAUAUUGUGAUCCGUCUUUUGGAUACUAAUGAUAAUGUCCCCAAAUUUUCCUCUGAUUACUACAUUGCUAGAAUUCCAGAGAAUUCUCCUGGUGGCUCCAAUGUAGUGGCUGUAACAGCUACAGACCCGGAUUCAGGACUUUGGGGUGAAACAAAAUACUCUAUAUACGGAACAGGAGCAGAUCUAUUCCUGAUCCAUCCAUCCACUGGAAUUAUCUACACCCAGCCAUGGGCUACAUUAGAUGCAGAAGUCAUUUCCAAAUAUAACUUUUAUGUGAAGGCAGAAGAUACUGAAGGGAAGUACAGCUUAGCAGAAGUCUUUAUUACUGUGCUUGAUGUCAAUGACCACUCCCCAGAGUUCAAUGAGAACAUCCAGGAAAAAACGAUGAUUAUUGGAUCGCCAGUGAAAGUAGAGGCAAUAGACCAAGAUGCAGAAGAACCCAAUAACAUAGUCGAUUAUUCCAUUAUGCAAGCAGAUCCAGCCAAUGUGUUUGAUAUAGACCAAAACACUGGGGAAAUAAAGCUGAAAUCCUACAUAAGAUCCUUGGACAUCAUUCAUAACAUCACCAAUAACAAAGAUUGCAUAUGGUCAGUGGUAGUUCAAGCCAAAGAUCGCGGCUCUCCUUCAUUUAGCACCACAGCUGUCCUGAAGAUUGAUAUCACAGAAGAGACUCUCCACAAAGGGCCUAUGGCCGCCUUUUUGAUGCAAACAAAAGAUAACCCCAUGAAAGCCUUAGGAGUGCUAGCUGGUGUCAUGGGGGUGAUGGUGGUGAUCACCAUCUUGAUCUCCACUGCCAUGUUCUGGCGCAAUAAAAGGUCCAACAAAGUCAUGCCUGUGCGACGGAUCAUUAAAAAGAGGCAGAACUAUCAACCCAGGACAAUCAGGAUGGAGUGGCUGAAAUUCAAGAGGUCCAGCAGUGCUGCAGAAAAGUUUACAGUACAAGAGGAUGCCAAGAGCCUGCACAAUGAGAACAGCAAUAACAACUUCCAGGUGCCACCACCUCCACCACCACCGACUGCUCCGGCCCUGCCUCCAGCCUCGGCUUUCAAGACUCAUGCCUCUGAAUGGAGAGUGCCCACAGUAUCAGGAUCAUUGAGCCCUGACAAGGUUGUAAGCAAGCUGAAGAAGAAAGGGGGCACCACUUGCAUGUCACACAACGCCCUGGUGUCAGAACUCAAGCAGAAGUUUGAAUUGAGAAAUGCAGUAUCUGAUCAACUCCAGGUUUAAUGCAUAUUCCUGCUCCAAACGCUGCAUGUCAAGUAUGUGGGUGUAUCUCCAGGGACAUGAUGUGGUCUGUUCUUUUGUAUUUUGUACCAAUGUCUCAUCAUCUCACAAGCUACACAUGCUCUCUAUUUCAUACCAGUAUUUCACAGUCAUUUGCUUGUACUGCAUGACAAGACAUAUCCUAUUUCACUAAGGAAUUGUUUCAUCUAUAGCGCUGUGACAAUGCAUGAUGUAAAUUUGUUAACUUCUAUCCAUAUUAUUGGUACAAGGUCAGUUGUCUGUGAUAUGCCAAGAUGAUUUUGUUCUGAUUUUGAGCAACAUUUGUUUUAAGAAAUUUCAGUUCUUAAAAAUCCAAUCUGAAAUAUUUUAAAACUUUGACUUUUCUGCCACAAAACUCCAGAUAUAACAAAGAAGUAUCAAAAAGACUAUGGCUGUCCUAUCUUCUAGCAGUCUCAAUAUGUGGACCAUUGAAAUUUGUUCGGUCCUGGAUCUACUUCAGAAAUUGAACUGCCCCAGCUAGCAUAUGGGGAUCUAGCCUCAAAUGUAGCCCAGGGAGAGAGAAAUUGAUACCAUGUAGACUUUUAAGCAAAUUGAUUGAUAUGACCCAAGUGAAACAUGACUGCUGUAAUUUGGGCGGAUCUUGGAUGUUUGGAUGCAGUAUAAAGUAAUGUUGAGGACAGGAGCAAAAAGACAAGAAAAGCUAAAAAGAGCUGGAAGGUAUGCCUUCAUUUCAAAGGGACGUUUAAGUAAGCACAUUUAGGAUUACAGUAGAUGAUUGUGUCUUUUUCAACAACUUGUGAAACAACAUGUCCAACAUUUUAAGCUUCUCCCAAUGUGAGCAUGCUGGCUUGGCCAGCAAUCUUUCCUUCUACAGAGAUUUGGUUGAGCUGAAACAUGCUUACAAGAAUGUUAUUAAAGGAAAUGAGUUAGAAGGAAAAUAUAGGGA